This is a messenger RNA of Papaver somniferum (opium poppy), 1509 nucleotides long. RefSeq names its product extensin-2-like. The record is from RefSeq and is a predicted model, not a curated record. The transcript has a single exon. NCBI's taxonomy places the organism in Eukaryota, Viridiplantae, Streptophyta, Magnoliopsida, Ranunculales, Papaveraceae. The coding region runs from base 1 to 1509 and encodes 502 amino acids.
AUGGCACGGGUAUCGGUUUCUCUAGUUUCUGCUUUAGCCUUCUUUUUUGUAGUCAAGGUUGCAUUGGCUGAGUACGAGCCAUAUACUUCCAAAGAAACUUCCUACGAGAAACCAAUUGUGGAAGCUACUGUCAAUGUAUAUCAUCCUAAACCAACUUACGUCAUCCCAAAGGUCUACCCAUCACCAGCUUACGUCGUUCCCAAAGUUUAUCCAUCGCCAGCUUACGUAGCUCCCAAAUAUGCUGGUCCUAAAGUCUACCCAUCACCAGCUUACGCUGCUCCCAAAGUCUACCCAUCACCAGCUUACCACUCUCCUAAAUAUGUCGCUCCCAAAGUUUAUCCAUCACCAGCUUACGUCUCUCCCAAAUAUGCCUCUCCCAAAGUUUACCCAUCACCAGUUUACGUCGCUCCCAAAGUCUACCCAUCACCAGCUUACCAUUCUCCUAAAUAUGUCGCUCCCAAAGUUUAUCCAUCACCAGCUUACGUCUCUCCCAAAUAUGCCUCUCCCAAAGUUUACCCAUCACCAGCUUACGUCGCUCCCAAAGUGUACCCAUCACCAGCUUACGUAGCUCCUAAAUAUGUGUACGCAUCACCACCACUACCAGCUUACGUCGCUCCCAAAGUUUACCCAUCACCAGCUUACGUCGCUCCCAAAGUGUACCCAUCACCAGCUUACGUCGCUCCCAAAGUGUACCCAUCUCCAGCUUACGUAGCUCCUAAAUAUGUGUACGCAUCACCACCGCCACCAGCUUAUGUCGCUCCCAAAUUAUAUCCAUCACCAGCUUAUGUCGUUCCUAAAGUGUACCCAUCUCCAGCUUACGUAGUUCCCAAAUAUGUGUACUCAUCACCAUCACCACCAGCAUAUGUAGCUCCUAAAUAUGUGUACCCAUCACCACCGCCAUCAGCUUACGUCGCUCCUAAGGCCUAUCCAUCACCAGUUUACGUCACUCCCAAAGUAUACCCAUCACCGGCUUAUGUAACCCCCAAAUAUGUGUACGCAUCACCACCACCACCAGCUUAUGUUUCCCCUAAAUACGUCGCUCCUAGAGUCUACCCACCAUCAGCCUACGUCACUCCCAAAGUCUACCCUUCACCAGCUUAUGUCGCCCCAAAAUAUGUCGCUCCCAAAGUCUACCCAUCACCAGCUUAUGUAGCCCCUAAAUACAUGUAUUCAUCACCACCACCACCACCAUCUUAUGUUACUCCCAAGUACGUCUCUCCCAAAGUCUACCCAUCACCAGCUUAUGUCGCUCAUAAAGUCUACCCAUCCCCAGCUUACGUUGUUCCUAAAGUCUACCCAUCACCAGCUUACGUCGUUCCCAAAAUCAACCCGUCACCAGCUUACGCCGCUCCUAAAAUCUACCCAUCACCAGCCUAUGUCGUUUCCAAAAUCUACCCAUCACCUGCAUACGUCGCUCCAAAAUACGUAUAUCCAUCACCACCAUCACCGGCUUACGUCGCUCCCAAAUAUGCCUAUCCAUCUCCACCACCACCAGCAACCUACUACUAA